This is a messenger RNA of Pyrus x bretschneideri (Chinese white pear), 2313 nucleotides long. Its product is annotated as ABC transporter G family member 15. Gene Ontology annotation, cellular component: membrane. NCBI's taxonomy places the organism in Eukaryota, Viridiplantae, Streptophyta, Magnoliopsida, Rosales, Rosaceae. Gene Ontology annotation, molecular function: ATP binding; ABC-type transporter activity; ATP hydrolysis activity. The transcript has 9 exons. The record is from RefSeq and is a predicted model, not a curated record. Bases 16 to 2061 code for a protein of 681 amino acids.
GAACAAAAAGGAAAGAUGGAGAUAGAGGCGGCAGGUGGUGGUCAUAGUGGCGGCGGUGGAAGUGGAAGAGGAGUGUACUUGGUGUGGCAGGAUCUAAGUGCGGUGCUUCCAAACUUCAGAAAGGAAGCACCCACAAAGUGGUUGCUCAAUGGGCUGAGUGGGUUUGCUGAACCUGGUAGGAUCAUGGCUAUCAUGGGUCCUUCUGGCUCUGGAAAAUCAACACUUCUUGAUAUUUUAGCAGGUAGACUCUCAAGAAAUGUGGUUAUGACUGGAAAUAUUUUGUUUAAUGGGAAGAAGAAGAGGCUUGCGUAUGGCGCUGUUGCUUAUGUUACACAAGAGGAUGUACUGUUGGGAACACUCACAGUUAGAGAAACCAUAACAUACUCGGCUCACUUGCGGCUUCCGAGUACUAUUACUAAAGAAGAGGUUAAGAGCAUUGUGGAAGGAACAAUUAUGGAAAUGGGCCUCCUGGAAUGUGCUGACCGAUCAAUUGGAAACUGGCACUUGAGAGGUAUUAGUGGAGGUGAGAAGAAACGAGUUAGCAUUGCACUUGAAAUUCUAACAAAGCCUUGCGUAUUAUUUCUCGAUGAACCUACUAGUGGCCUUGAUAGUGCCUCGGCUUUCUUUGUUAUUCAAACACUUCGAAGCAUUGCUCGCGAUGGAAGAACAGUUGUUUCAUCUGUUCACCAGCCAAGUAGUGAAGUAUUUGCACUCUUUGACGACCUCUUCUUACUAUCUGGUGGUGAAACUGUAUAUUUCGGAGAAGCAAAGACUGCUAUUGAUUUUUUCGCUGAAGCAGGUGUCCCAUGUCCCAGUCGAAGAAAUCCUUCUGACCACUUUCUACGUUGCAUAAAUUCAGACUUUGACACUGUGACUGCCACACUGAAAGGAUCUCAAAGAAUUCGGGAUGUACCAACAUCAGCGGACCCUCUCAUGAAUUUGCCAACAGCAGAGAUCAAAGCUAGGCUAGUCGAGAAAUACAAGUGUUCAAAAUAUGCAAAUAAAGCGAGAGCCAGGAUGCAAGAAAUAGCAGCAAUUGAAGGACAUAUCAUUGAAAUGAAAAGUGGAAGCCAAGCAAGUUGGUGGAAGCAACUUUCAACCUUGCUGCGAAGGUCGUCUCUGAACAUGUCUAGAGAUGUGGGAUAUUAUUGGUUAAGGAUAAUCAUCUAUAUAGUUGUAUCAAUAUGUGUUGGUACCAUCUAUUUUGAAGUUGGCCACGGCUAUAACGCAAUCUUUGCCCGGGCAGCAUGUGGUGCAUUUAUCAACGGCUUUAUGACGUUUAUGUCUAUUGGAGGUUUCCCAUCCUUCAUAGAGGAAAUGAAGGUGUUUUAUCGAGAAAGGCUCAAUGGGUAUUAUGGAGUUUCGGUGUUCAUCAUUUCCAACUUCCUCUCUUCAUUCCCAUUCUUGGUUGCAGUUACUCUUAGUACUGGGACUAUUACUUACUAUCUGGUGAAAUUUGGGCCAGAGUUUUCGCAUUAUGUGUACUUCUGUCUCGAUAUAUAUCUGAGCAUUUCGGCGAUAGAGAGCCUCAUGAUGGUUGUAGCUUCUCUGGUUCCCAAUUUCCUAAUGGGGAUUAUAACAGGAGCUGGAAUCAUGGGAAUCCUGAUGAUGACCUCGGGUUUCUUCCGCUUGUUGUCUGAUCUCCCUAAGCCGUUUUGGCGCUACCCAAUUUCAUAUAUCGCUUAUGGCUCAUGGGCACUACAGGGUGCCUAUAAGAACGAUUUGAUUGGCCUUGAGUUCGAGCCCAUGAUACCCGGUGAACCAAAACUUACGGGCGAGUAUAUCAUCCGGCAUAUAUUUGGGAUACCAAUAGACCACUCCAAGUGGUGGGACUUGGCUGCUGUUUUAGCCAUUCUUACAAUGUACCGGGUUCUUUUCUUCCUAAUUCUCAAGUUCAAGGAGAGUGCGUUGCCAGUGUUUCAGUCACUCUACGCAAAAAGAACGCUACACCGUCUCGAUAAGAGGCCGUCCUUCAGGAAACUACCCUCCAUUUCUUCCAAGAGACACCAGGCUCUCCACUCACUGUCUUCUCAAGAGGGCCUCAACUCUCCACUGCACUAGAACUGGCAUCGCAGUACUCAUGAGAGUUUUGUAAGGAACAACUAUUACAGUGUAAUCUCUCCCAUGCUGUUUAUGUAAUUAGUCAUUCUUUCUCUGAAAAAAAUCAGAUAAAAAUGUAGGGAGUUUCUGUUGGCGUUUCAUAUACAGAAACUGUUUAAUAAAAAUAUAUAAAUAUAAAUAUAUAUAUAUAUAUAUAUAUAUAUAUUUAUCAUGGAAUAACACAAUACCAAGGUCGUUAGCCGGUUUAAUGUA